AGGCCAUUUUUCAUCGCAAAAUAUAGCUUUAAUAUCAUUUUAAUCGAUGCUUAUCGAUAUUGAUGAUACAUCAGCGCUAUGAUGUGCUGAUAUCUGUGGGCGUCACAUUGGUCCAAAUUGGCAUUUAAUACAUAAUAACUGGGCACCUUCUAGUUAUCUAUUAGUGUUAUAAAUUCGUAGUGGCACAAUCAAGAUGAAGCUCGUUCGCUUCCUUAUGAAGCUGGCCAACGAGUCCGUCACUGUUGAGCUGAAGAACGGCACGGUGUUGACUGGUACUGUAAUUGGUGUUGAUAUAUCUAUGAACACUCAUUUGAAAAAUGUGAAGAUUGUGAACAAGGACAGCGGAAGUGGAUCUGAGCCUAAUUACAUUCUGUUAGAUCACUUGACAGUGAGAGGUAACAACAUCAGGUAUUUCAUCCUCUCCGACAGUCUACCUUUGGACACGCUAUUGAUUGAUGAUACUCCUAAGCAAAAACCCAGCAGGGUACGUGCUCCCCUUGUAAGAGGCCGUGGACGCGGGCGAGGCGCGCCGGCAAGGGGCCGCGGCAGGUUUGCCGGUGGGCGCCGGUAACUAUUCACACAAUUC
Molecule: messenger RNA, 586 nt
Organism: Babesia bovis T2Bo
Lineage: Eukaryota; Apicomplexa; Aconoidasida; Piroplasmida; Babesiidae
Product: putative small nuclear ribonucleoprotein Sm subunit
Exons: 1
Coding region: 194-571 (125 amino acids)
Biological process (GO): RNA processing; spliceosomal snRNP assembly
Cellular component (GO): SMN-Sm protein complex; catalytic step 2 spliceosome; U4 snRNP
Molecular function (GO): RNA binding
Source: RefSeq, a predicted model, not a curated record